Molecule: messenger RNA, 1263 nt
Organism: Myxocyprinus asiaticus (Chinese sucker)
Lineage: Eukaryota; Metazoa; Chordata; Actinopteri; Cypriniformes; Catostomidae
Gene: stpg1
Product: sperm-tail PG-rich repeat containing 1
Exons: 9
Coding region: 39-1013 (324 amino acids)
Biological process (GO): epigenetic programing of male pronucleus
Cellular component (GO): germinal vesicle; male pronucleus; female pronucleus
Molecular function (GO): histone binding; chromatin binding
Source: RefSeq, a predicted model, not a curated record
AAAACUACGUGUCAGCACAGAAAUUGACAUGAUUUGACAUGAAUGACAAGGAAAGGAUGGGUAAAGAACUCAAAGUACUGAAUGAAUGUCAGGUCUCCUCUAUUCCUACAAAGUUCAAAACAGUGGUCAUUAGCAAUGAAGAGAAGAAAGGAUUUUCCUCACAGUCAAAGAGAUUUCAAGAACACCUGAAUGAGAACCCAGGGCCUGGCUCGUAUAUCUCACACAUUUCUGCAGAGAGCGGUAGUCCAUCAUUCUCUAAGAGAGGAACAGGCAGCUUUGCAUCAAAGGCUGGACGUGUGCCCCAAAACUUUCAGAGAGGAAACCCAGGGCCUGAUUCCUAUAACCUCCAAACAUCUUUACUUCAGAAGCACAACUUCAACAGAGGAGAAUCCAGAACAUUCCGUCUGCCUAUCGCAGUGAAGAGGGAAACGCCUAAAAACAAAAAUCCUGCACCAAAUCAAUAUGAUGUGUCUUAUGCUGGCGUGGACAGGAGUUCAACGGUUUCGGCUCAGUGUGUGUUUCUCUCUAAAACCACACGCACUGCCAGCUUCUCAAACAAAUUUAAAGGACCCUCACCCUGUCACUAUAAAGUGAGUGAAGUUUUGGUCCAGAAGGCUCCUCAAGUUCCUUUCUCCUGCUUUAAGUCCACAACCGCCCGGAUCCAGGCUCAAAUGAAAAAUGAAAUCCCAGGUCCCGGGACCUACAGCCCCUAUGAAACACCAGAGCCUGUGAAGAGAACCAUUCUCCCAAGGAGACAUUACCUGGGAUUAUCAGCGCCACCUCUGAUUCCCGCUAAAGCUCCACCCUUCCCCGGUCCAGGACACUAUGAUAUAGUGAACUAUAAUGGUCCAGUCAAACACCUCGUGUCCAGCGCUGCUUUCCUGUCUGGGACAAGCAGGUGCAUACAGGAUACCAAAGGGCAGGAAAUACCUGGUCCAGGUUUCUACGAACCUACGACCCUGUCAAAGACAUCUUUCUUGUACAAUCCUGCAAGAAACUGGAUACCGGCUUAAAUAAUGGUCAAAAGUGUGACAAGUUAAUAAAAAAAAAAAAAAAUACUGCAUAAAAUAUUUGUUUUGAUGAUUUAUCAUAAACAGCUAUGCAAGUCUAAACCAGGGCUACUCAACGUUUGAAAGCACAGGGGCCGUAAAUAUAUAGUGUAUAUGUAUACAGCUCUGGAAAAAAGUCUGUCUGUCUGUCCAUCUAUCUGUCCAUCUAUCUAUCUAUCUAUCUAUCUGUCUGUCUGUCUGUCUGUCUGUCUGU